ACGAACAACAACCAAUUAAUCAUCAUCUUCUCCCAAUCGAGUACUAAAACAACGAUCCAAAAUAAUACUCCUACCAACAAACCCAUAUGAUCCCUGGAGUUUUGAUCCUAAUUACUAACAUGUUUCGAUCCAAGCUGGGGUUAUCCUUUUCCCUCUCGAUCAUCUCCCUCUGUUUAACAACAGUCGAGCCCACCUGCUCCAAGGGCUGUGACUUGGCCUUAGGCUCGUACUACGUUUGGACCGACGCGUACACCAGAUUGGUUGCCGAAGUAUCAGGCAAUUCCGUCAACGAACUCAUCAGCUACAACCCAGGGACCACCGAGUACUUCAUCUUGUCGUACGAGAGAAUCUUCGUCCCCUUCCCGUGCGACUGCAUCGACGGCGAGUUCUUGGCCCACGUGUUUACUUACGCGGUCCGGUCCGGCGACACGUACGAUAAGAUCGCCGAGACGUACUACUCGAACCUGACUACGGCCGCGACGCUGGAGCGGUCCAACAGCUACUCGGCUAAUUCCUCGAUUCCGGUUAACGCGACGGUGAACGUGACGGUGAAUUGUUCGUGCGGGAACGCGUCGGUGUCGGAGGGUUACGGGUUGUUCGUCACGUACCCGCUUCGGGCCGAGGAUAGCUUGGAGUCGAUUGCGAAUACUACGAACUUUAGUACGGAUUUGCUGCAGAGGUACAACCCGGGCGCGAAUUUCAAUGCGGGGAGUGGUCUAGUGUACAUACCCGGCAGAGAUAAAAGUGGAUAUUAUCCACCCCUGAAGUCUAGCACAGCAGGAUUGUCAGGUGGAGUCAUAGCUGGAAUAUCUUUAGGAGUAGCGAUGGGAGCCCUACUAGUGUCUGUUUGCAUAUAUUGUGGGUUUUACAAAAAGAAGAAAGUGCAGGAUAAAAUAUUGCUUCCAAAAACAUAUGAAGAUCUACCUCUUCAAGCUGUCAAGGGCAUCAGCGUGGACAAAUCUGUGGAGUUCUCUUGUGAAGAGCUUGCAAAGGCAACUGAUGAAUUCAGUAUUGGUCAUAAGAUUGGUCAAGGUGGCUUUGGUUCUGUUUACUAUGCUGUGUUACAAGGCGAGCAAGCUGCAAUCAAGAAGAUGGAUAUGCGGGCUACAAGGGAAUUCCUUGCUGAACUUAAGGUUUUAACACGUGUUCAUCACCUGAACCUGGUGCGCUUGAUAGGCUAUUGUGUGGAGGGCUCUCUUUUUCUAGUUUAUGAAUACAUCGAGAAUGGCAAUUUAAGCCAGCAUUUACAUGGGACAGGAUGGGAUCCCCUCCCUUGGUCGACCAGGGUGCAAAUUGCUCUUGAUUCAGCUAGAGGGCUUGAAUAUAUUCAUGAGCAUACUGUGCCUGUCUAUAUUCAUCGGGAUAUCAAAACAGCAAAUAUAAUGAUAGACAAAAACUUCCGUGCGAAGGUUGCAGAUUUUGGUUUAGCAAAGCUGGCUGAAGCCGGGGGUUCCACACGUCUUGUGGGUACAUUUGGAUACAUGCCACCAGAAUACGCCCAAUAUUGUUGUAAUAUUUCUCCUAAAGUAGAUGUCUAUGCAUUUGGGGUGGUCCUCUAUGAACUAAUUUCAGCCAAAGAAGCCAUAGUCAAGUCAGAUGGUUCUACGGCGGAAGCAAAGGGCCUUGGUUCUUUGUUUGAGGAAGCUCUUAAUAAACCUGAUCCAAGUGAAGACCUUUGCAAGCUGAUUGACCCUAGGCUUGGAGAUAACUACCCUCUUGAUUCAGUCCUUAAGAUGGCUCAGCUUGCUAAAGCAUGCACACAAGUGAAUCGAAAACUACGGCCUGGCAUGAGGUCUGUUGUCGUGGCGCUGAUGACUCUUUCAUCCUCAACAGAACCUUGGGAUGUUGGUUCCUUAUGUGAAAACAAAGCUCUAGUCAGUCUACGUUCAUUGGAUUCACUGGAGUACUCAGAUCAAACUCUUGAAGAUUUUCAUUUUUCAGAGAUGCAUGAAUCAGUUGUAAAUGUGCAAGUUUAAGUUUUGUAUGUACACGUCAAUUGCUUUACAGGAGGCCAAUCAAAGGAAUUGAGAGAGUAGGCCUCGAUUUGUCAUGUGGAAUUCUAUUAUCCUUUUACUUUUGUUUUCUUCUUUUCUACAAUUACCAAACUUCCCCUUAAAAUGUAAUGAAUAAAUACUAUAGGUUCUU
This is a messenger RNA of Rhododendron vialii, 2145 nucleotides long. RefSeq names its product lysM domain receptor-like kinase 3. Bases 87 to 1976 code for a protein of 629 amino acids. The transcript has 12 exons. The record is from RefSeq and is a predicted model, not a curated record. Gene Ontology annotation, biological process: innate immune response; protein phosphorylation. Gene Ontology annotation, molecular function: ATP binding; transmembrane receptor protein kinase activity. Lineage: Eukaryota; Viridiplantae; Streptophyta; Magnoliopsida; Ericales; Ericaceae.